GUACCUGUUAUGAGGGUCAAUCAGGAAAGCGGCUGUUGGUUGGUUGACUUUUUGUGGACCAUGGCACAAUUAGUGUUUUAGCCCUAGUGGGGGUUUAACAGUUAGAUAAGACCGUGUCCAACCUAAAAUAUUUAAAUUCUUCAAAGGAGUAAGACUGUUCUAUAUCCUAAAAUCCCAUCUGAGUCAUGUCACAUAUCAAAAACCCUAAUAGUCUUCAGACACAUAUAAAGUUUUGCACCGCGAUAAAAUGACUUUUGAGCUAACCCUGCACUUAAAAUGUUAGAGCGCGAGUUUAACAGCAAAACGUUCUAACUAUUCCUUGCAGUUUUUUUCGGUGAGACAAUCAAUGGGCGACCUUUGAACAAUAAAUUGACCUUGAACUGUCCGCCUACUUACUAGAGUUAAAUGAGGGGUAUAAAUUGGUAUGAGGGAUUAGAAUUAGGAUUUACGGUUGGACGUGAGGUUGAGGAUUUAAUGUUUUCAUCACGAACUAAUAUCAGCUAUAAUGCCAAAAAUGGUAUUUGACCAAAUUGGUGGACAAGAACUGCAUCAAAAUCCAAGAUAUACUAUCUUUAAUCUGACCGGUUUGCCUAUAAAUUAAAGUUUCUUCCGUUUUAGUUCCGCUCUGCAGGAGUAGUAGUUUGGAACUAUCGUGUCAAAUAAAUGACUUCCUUUUAGUCGGUUUAAUCUAUCAAAUAAGACUGUUGGGUGGUUGACGCUAUGUUUUCAAGCAAAAGGUUCAAGUUAUCAGCUUAAUACGGACAUCGGUAGUUAUCUGCGAAAUUAUUAACUUUGAUUUCAUAAGAUUUUGUGUAUUCGCUUUUGAGAAGCUCAAGACAAACAAGUAUGUGAAGUCUCAGUGUACUACUAAAUCCUCGUGGUGAGGGUGUUUGUUAAAUUAUGAAGAUGAAAGGUGAAUGUUCGGCACUUAAAGCGAGUUGGUGGGUGUGGCGGAUCCUCCAACGGCGGUCGGGAAACCUUGAUUUUGAAGCAAUGAUGCACAUGGGCUCCAGGAUCCCGAGGGAACAAAUGGUGAACGAACCUAAUGUUGAUCACCCCUUAUUUUUUAUUUAUUUAAAUAAAUAAACAUUGGUACAAGAAGGCACCAAAUACAUAUGCGCCAUAUAAAUCACUCGGUUUGUGUGAAGGCUGGAAUACUGCCUUGGUUCCCAAACCGAAGCAGGUAGUUUUCUUAGGUGGCCACACCUCGAGCUUCUGACCUGGAUUUUUAGUCCACAAGGCUGUGGAGCAGCUUUAAGAAAUGCAGUCAUGUGGUAGCCGGUUCAUGCACCCUUUGUUCCUUCAAAAUCCUGGAGCCCAUUUACACCAUUGGUUUUGAAUCAGGAUUUUCUAACUCCCUUAGGUGGAUCCACCAACCGAGAUAAAGCACCGGACAUUCGCUUUUUGUCCCCUCACUCUUGUAAACAACAGUAAUGCCGCGGAAAGGCAGUGAGUAGGAAGUCCCUGACAGUGGUUGUAUGCACGUGGUCAUGUGAGAGAAUUUUGAGAGGGAGAGCUGACUCUCCCCACCCUCGGCCGUAUCAUGGCAUUUGGGGUUUGCAUCUCCUAACGCUACUCCACUGCCUUGUGGAUUAAACCUCUAGGUCAAAAGCUUGGGGAGUAGGCUUUUAAGAAGACCACCUGUUUCGGUUUGGCGACCUGGACAUCACGGCUCACACGCCAAGUGAAUGAUGACUACUUUUUGCGGUGCUUAUAUAUUUUGGUCCCUAUUGUACCAAUGUUUUCGUGUUUAAAUUAAUAAUAAAUAUACCGAAAAGUCUUCUUCAAUAUCUGGUCUAUAAGUGACAAAUUCACAAGUGAAAGCAACUUUUUAGUCCGUGGUUAAUCUUUUUUUUACCUGGAGAGAUGAUUCCUUACUAUUUGAAGGGUAGAUAUACUCAGGAGUAAUAAUAAAGCACUGUCCACAUUUUUUAUUCCUUAGUGUUUUGGGGACUGUAAGAACAAGAGGUCUGUUAUGACUUUCCCUUUUUGGAUUAUUGUGAAUGGGAAAGGUUUUAUACUAUUAUAAGUUUGGAAAUAUACGUUGAAAUGUACUCAUUUGAAGGGAAUUACAAAUCAAAGCGAUCAUUAGUGCUUGAUCAUACCCAAAAGUUGUCAACCCAUGCGCUUGUUCAAAAAACACGUGAAGAACGAAAGUCACGUGAAAAUAUGGUCAAACAAGAACGUGCCGCUACUAAAAUUCAAAAAUGUCUCCGAGAUUAUGUUGCACGAAAUAAAAUGAAACGUUACUUUAUUGAAUUAUUGAAUGAAUUAUCUAAACAAUUAGAUGAUAUAAUAAAUAAAACUGGUUUCAAUGUGGAGCAUGAAUUUGAACAUAAAUUAUUGAAGUUACUUCAAUGUUUCAAUACAUGCUAUCGUAAUAAAAGUCCGGAACAAAAACAUCUUUUUACUGUUUGUCGUUUAUUAUUGUCCAAACAUGGAAAAGAUGCACAAGUCAACUGGUUAACUAAUGGUUCUGUUGACCAUAUUUUCACACUAGGGAAUUCGUUAUUAAUCAACGUCAAAUAUUUAACAAAACUUCCAUCAUUAACAACAUCAUCAAACUAUACAUUACCGAUUCGUGUAUUAGAGGAAUUAUUCAACAUUUUAAUCGGAACAUGUUCAUCUACAAAAAUCUCUUUAUAUUCAAAACAACUAUACUUCAGUAUUGAAUGGAUUUGUCGACAUUUAUCAAAGCAUCAUUAUUUUAAUCAUUUGGCUUAUUUUAUGGAUCAACAAUUACCAACUACAACUGGUGGUUACCUUAAAGAUUUCACUACCCAAUCACAAGUAUUUGAUCCUGUGGAAUUUUUCAAAUUACCAAAAACUCGUCCUUUUAUUAAUCUAAUAAUUGCACCGUUGAAAUGUGCUUUUAACCUAUCGGAUAAUGGUAGCCCAUUUUCUAAUCCAAUGGUCGAUUUGUAUCGUGAACUUGUUUUCACAGCAUUAAAUGAUAUUCUCAUAUCAACCAUUGAUGAUCACAAUACUUAUAUUAUCGGUGAACGUGUUAUACUCAGUGUUGGUAUGGAAAUGUUCAAACUACCUAAUCUACAUCAAAUUGUUAUUCAUGGAUGUUUAACAGCGGUUGAGAAUGAAAAUUGCCAAUUAAACACUGAACAACGACCACAUAAUGGAACUAUUUCAUUGAUUCCUUCUAUCAAUUUAUUACACCUUUUUGUGACUGUGGCUAUACCUGGCAUGUUAGUAAAAUGUGAUUCAACCACAACCACAUCAAGUUCAACUGUCCAUACAACCGAGUCAUCAAUGAUACAAGAUACUGAUGACGAUGAUAAUCAUGAAGAAGCAGUGACAGAGGAAGAAGGAGGUGACGAAUCAUUGCCAGUUCUGUUAGCUACUGAAUCUUACACACAUUAUACAUGGUCUGGUUCACCUUUAGAAGCUGCGAUAACGAUACGUUUUGUUGCUCGGAUACUUAUGAGUUGUUUAACGGAACCUCAUCUGCCUAUUGUUCGUCCAAUUACUGAUCCUAAACCGUUACAACUACGAAUUGGACAAGGAGAAGAAUUAUCGGAUGACGACGAUGGUGUUGAUGACGACAACAAGAUUAAUGAUAAUCAUAAUAGAAUGAAGGGAGUGGAAAUCAAUGAUCAGGAAAUGAAAAUGUCAGCUGAAUUUACUAGAAGUACUAAUAACUGUAGUCUUAUUUCAGAGGCUGUCUUGUUUCAACCAGCUUCUCAACUGACAAAAAUCUCUGCGUCACUAAGUCAUAGUUUACCGGCGCUAGCAGCUAGCUCAUUGUCUACACUGGAAAAUUUCAAUAGUGAUUUGGAUAAUUCAGAUAAAUUGGAAUUAAUUCGUUCUUCAUCAUAUCUACAUUAUUGCCUUUCUCAAGUAUGUAGUCUGUCUAGGACAUCAUUAAUACGCAUUAACUCAAUUUAUUCACAGUAUACAAUCUAUUUACGUUGUUUAUGGAAAUUAAUUGAAAAUACUAAAUGUUUAAAUAAAUCAACAUUAAAUUAUUCAAAUACCAAUAUGUCUACAUUGUUUAAUAUUUUAUGCUCGGGUGAAUUACCUACGCAUUUAGUGGAACUUCAAAGUUAUCUUCCACUGAUAUUUACAUUUGCUGAUUGUCUUCAUCAUCGCUUAUUAUGUUUAACUGAUUCGGAAAUCUGUGACAUCUCAUCGGAAGCGAACUACACCAACUCCAACGAUUAUCGUCAUCAACAACCAAUCAAUAAUAAUAGUGAACCCUCACGAGGAGGUUGUGGUUUUCGUGCUGAUGAAUUAUUACAAGUUGGUGCAAGACUUCGUGAUCUUAUGCUCGGCCUAAUUGAUUUGUCACAUCCUGAUCAAGUGCCGAAACAAACUCGCUGUAAUUUACAAACAGAUACACAUUGUGUAGAAUCAAUGGAACAACCAAAUUAUGGUGCAGUAUUACGUAGAAUAGAACAAUGGGUCGAAAUAGCCGAUCUUGGCAGUUCACCUAUUGGUGAUCUAAUGAUGCGAAAUUAUACACAAUGGUCGAUACCGGAUUUUCGUCUUUUACUAUAUUGUUGGUGUAGUUUACUGCGUCGAGUUGAACGAUUAGUAUUUCAAAUCUAUGAUUGGGAUCGUCGUUGUCGACGUCAACAAGAUACUAGUCUGCCUAUCUACCUUUUACAAAAUCCACAAUCCACAACGACAACAGCUUCUACAAAUGCAUCAUCUACAUUUUCAUCCUCAUCCUCAUCAACUGAUAUUGCACGCGUAACCAAUUCACCACGUCUACCACUUGGCACACCAAGUCUUAGUCAAACAUUUUGGUUGAAAGAUAACUUAUUUGAUUUAUUAAAUACUACAGAAUCACAAUCUUCAUGGUUUGAAAAUCAUGGUUAUCAAAAUACAUUGGCAUUAGCUGGUGCACCGUUUGGUUAUUAUAGUAUUUUGAAUCCAGAUCGAAAUCAAGUGUUACUAGAAUCAUUUUCUUUAUCCAAUCGUCAAAUACGUCAAGUCUUAUUAUUGAAAAAAGUUCCAUUUGUUAUACCAUUUGAAAAACGAGUUAAAUUAUUUAAAAUUCUUAUCAAUGAUGGUAGUACAUAUAAUCGUAAUCCAUUUCGACGAAUAUAUAAUAUGUCUAAUCAACCAAGUGUUUCUCUUGUUGUUCGUCGAACUCAUUUAUAUGAAGAUGGUUUUGAGAAAUUAUCCAAAGAAAAUGCACCCAAUUUACGUCAACGUUUAAAAGUGACCUUUUUAAAUCCAACUGGUUUAGCUGAAGUUGGUAUUGAUGGUGGUGGUUUAUCAAGAGAAUUUCUUACUGAAAUUAUUCGUGCUGGUUUUGAUCCAACUAGAGGAUUUUUUAUUUAUGCAUCAGAUAAAACUUUAUAUCCAAAUCCACAAGCAUCUGCAAUUACAUUGGAUUAUUUAAAGCAUUAUUAUUUCUUAGGAAGAAUUUUAGCAAAGGCAAUUUACGAAGGUGUGCUUGUCGAACUUCAGUUCGCGUAUUUCUUCCUGGCGAAAAUUGUUAGUCGAAGUGGCGGUGGCGGAGUCGGCUUUGAUUAUCUACAUUCACUUGAUCCUCAAUUGUAUAAACAAUUAUUAUUUUUAAAAAAUUACAAAGGGGAUGUACGAGAUUUAUCGUUAGAUUUCACUAUGGUUCAAUCAAUUUUUGGUCAAUCUGAAACGAUCGAAUUGAAACCAGGUGGUAAACAUAUUCCAGUUACUGAAGAAAAUCGUGUUGAAUAUGUACAUUUAAUUGCGAAUUAUAAAUUAAAUAAAAUGAUUUAUCCACAAGUACGAGCUUUUACUGCUGGAUUAAAUGAUGUCAUACCAAUUGAUUGGGUACGUCUUUUUGAUGCAGAAGAAUUACAAACUCUUAUAUCUGGAGCAGAUAUGGUAAUCGAUGUGAAUGAUUUAAAACAGCAUACAUUCUACAUUGGAAAUUCAUUAAAUUAUACUGAAACAUUAGAUUGUUUUUGGUCAGUAUUACAUAAUUUUUCAGAAUCUGAUAAACGUUCAUUUUUACGUUUUGUUACUGCAUGUUCACGUCCACCAAUGUUUGGUUUUCGUGAAUUACAACCACCAUUUUCAAUACAAAUUACUGAUGAAAUUGAACGUUUACCAACUGCAAGUACAUGUACAAAUUUAUUAAAAUUACCUAAUUUUCGUAAUAUAAAACUAUUACGUGAACGUUUAUUAUAUGCAUUAAAUGCAAAUGCUGGUUUUGAAUAUGGUUAAAUCCAAUCAAGUAAAGUGAUGAUGUUUGUUUAAUUGUUUUACUUACUUACUUGUUUGUUUGUUUUUCCUUUGUAAACAUUCAUGUAUUCAUUCACUUAUCAUGUUGAUAUUUUCUUAAGUUUAUCAAUUGAGUAGAAGAUUUCGCUUUUUUUUCGGUUUUUUUAUAUAAAAAUUUCUAUUAACAUUAUCAAUACUACUGUAUACUUGAGUAGUAGUAAUACUAGUACUAUUACUACUACUAACAUUUUGGUUAUAAUCAUUUGAAUAUAAUAAUAAUAAUCAUCAUUAUAAUAGUAUGCAUAUAUUUAUAUAUGGAUGUUGGUG
Messenger RNA from Schistosoma guineensis, 6498 nucleotides. Lineage: Eukaryota; Metazoa; Platyhelminthes; Trematoda; Strigeidida; Schistosomatidae. The record is from the annotation of a GenBank genome assembly.